AUGCCUGGUUGUACCAUCGUUAAACCCCUCGACACUAUUUGGAUCAGUGCCCCUGACAAGGUACGUUCAUUUGCGGUCGCGGUCAACGGACUGUGCUUAGGUUUUCAGUCGAUCAAUGCAUCCUACUUGCCCCUCGGUGCUACUCAAACGAGUGUAUGGGUGGAAGACAAGUACGGAGUACCACGGGACUUGUCCAUAGGUUACGACAAUACGUCGACCUAUUUGGACCCACCUUCGCGUUUACCUCCCAGGUACUUUGGUCCUAUUGUGGGCCGUUACGCAAACCGAAUCAAGAAUGGGACGUUUGAACUUGACAACGUGACGUAUUCCAUUGACAAGAACGAACACGAUGGUCUUAAUACAUUGCAUGGUGGAUCGGUUGGAUGGGACUUCCGGCCGUGGUCUGUCGUCGACUGGAGUGAAUCCAGCGUUACCUUCUACCUACAAGAUGUUGGGGGAAGCAUGGAAUUUCCUGCUACGGUAGAAGCAUACGUCACCUACACGCUGUAUAACGACGCAGUCUUGACAAUUGAGAUCAAUGCUACUGCUGAUAACGAGACACCCAUCAUGCUCUCGUCUCAUGAUUGGUGGAAUCUGGAUGGUUAUUAUGCAUAUGAUGGCCAAAACUCGUCCAUCCUGAAUCACACAGUCUACACCCCGGAUGUAACAAGCUACGUGGCUACAGACGGCAUUCUGAUUCCCACCGGAGAGCUGCCAGGCGUCGAGGGCACGCCGCUCGACUUCCGGACCGCUCGCACCAUCGGGAGCGAACUCGACGAGACUGUCGAUAUCUGCGGCACAGGCUGCACAGGUUAUGACACCUGCUUCGUGCGCGACCACAAUGGUACCGAGAGCACGCUGGCACUCGAGCUGUACAGUCCUGCAUCUGGGAUCAAGCUCAGUGUGAGCUCAGCACAGCACGCCAUCCAGUUGUUCACCUGCGACGCCUUUGACGGCUCGAUUCCCGCCAAAGCAUCGCAGGGCGGGCUUGACGGUGUCGUUUACAGCCAGUAUAGCUGCACCGUGAUUGAGAUGGAGGACGUGGUCGACGCGCUCAACAAUCCAGAGUGGGGCAUUGACGCUAUUUACGGACCUGACCGACCUUAUGCAUGGUCAGCAACAUACAACUUCACCAUUGUCUGAGAAUGUACCGUAUUGUGGUCGACACGACGCGUGCUACGCUGCAGUAUACCCAUUCGGAAGGCCUCGUGUCACAGCGAUCUCUUGUGGCGACCCUAUCCAAGUUGCUGAUGCAUUUCCGCCUCAGGCGGUAGAGAGCGAACAUAAGUAUAUUAUGUCAGGAAAACAAUCACAACAAUGGCAACAACGAUAACGCUACAGCAAAAAGGUGCCAUACUAUAAGUACAAUCGUACAACCGCA
Fomitopsis serialis is the source of this 1381-nucleotide messenger RNA. Its product is annotated as galactose mutarotase-like protein. Lineage: Eukaryota; Fungi; Basidiomycota; Agaricomycetes; Polyporales; Fomitopsidaceae. The coding region runs from base 1 to 1143 and encodes 380 amino acids. Gene Ontology annotation, molecular function: aldose 1-epimerase activity; carbohydrate binding. The transcript has 11 exons. Gene Ontology annotation, biological process: glucose metabolic process; beta-D-galactose catabolic process via UDP-galactose, Leloir pathway. The record is from RefSeq and is a predicted model, not a curated record.